Molecule: messenger RNA, 661 nt
Organism: Nomia melanderi (Alkali bee)
Lineage: Eukaryota; Metazoa; Arthropoda; Insecta; Hymenoptera; Halictidae
Biological process (GO): nucleosome assembly
Cellular component (GO): nucleosome
Molecular function (GO): DNA binding
Source: RefSeq, a predicted model, not a curated record
AUGUCCGCGAAGAAAUCUCAAAAAAUCGAGGCUCAAGUGGUGGAAGCUAUACGCAGGCUGCAGGCUGUCCAAGGAUCGACUCCUCGAGAAAUUAGCAGCUAUAUUUCCCAGGAAUAUGACCUGCCAAGCUCAGAGAUCAAGCGGCAGGUUCAGAUCGCCUUGAAACGCGGCGUUUCUUAUGGGAUCUUGCAGAAACUGAAGGGGGGAUGCUACACCUACAACCUGGACUUCCUGGAGAGGCACCCGGUGGCCAUGGCGGACACCGGCGUGGAGAUGCCUUCCAGGCACCGUAGAAGCAGAAGAGGUAGAAGACGUUCGCGAAGGCGAGGUCGAUCGGGCAAGAGAAGAAGGAGCCGCAGGUCAAGGCGGCGAUCCGGCAGAAGGAGGUCCAGACGGAGCCGCGGCAGGAGGAGGAGGAGGAGGUCUGAUGUGCCACAGGACAUCGACGCGCUGGACGUGAACAUCCUCGCUAAACAGCCGAAGAGGAGCACCAGCCUCUUGAGGAAAGAGAGCCCGCAGAGCGAGGGGUCAAGCAUUUCCGGCGCCUCGGAGGGCAAGCAGGGAGAGUGAUCCUCCAAGAUAGAUCGAUCAAUCGCCGCGCAAAGAUUUACGCAAGAAAACCGAGGAAAAGAUACCAGCUGAUCGCGGAAAUAUUGUGGAG